Sphenostylis stenocarpa is the source of this 1179-nucleotide messenger RNA. The record is from the annotation of a GenBank genome assembly. NCBI's taxonomy places the organism in Eukaryota, Viridiplantae, Streptophyta, Magnoliopsida, Fabales, Fabaceae.
AUGCAACAGCUUCUUCGUGGUCUGGAGCAUUGUCACAGUCGUGGUGUUAUGCAUCGUGACAUAAAAUGCUCAAAUCUUCUGCUUGACAGUAAUGGCAAACUGAAGAUUGGUGAUUUCGGGCUAGCAACUUUGCUUCCGCCAUCUCAAGGGCAGCCUUUAACGAGUCGGGUGGUAACCUUGUGGUACAGACCACCUGAACUUUUACUUGGAGCUACAGAUUACGGAGUUACUGUGGAUCUGUGGAGUGCUGGAUGUAUUCUUGCACAGUUGUUUGUUGGGAAGCCUAUUAUGUCUGGACGAACAGAGGUAGAGCAACUACAUAAAAUCUUCAAACUUUGUGGAUCUCCUUCUGAAGAAUACUGGAUGAAGUCAAAGCUACCUCACGCAACAAUUUUUAAACCUCAACAUGCUUACAAACGUGCUGUUUCUCAGAUAUUCAAAGAUCUUCCUUCAUCUACACUGAGCCUCUUGGAUGUCCUUCUUGCGGUAGAAUCGAACAAUCGAGGAACUGCAUCUUCAGCGCUUCAACAUGAGUUCUUUACAACAAUGCCACUUCCUUGUGAUCCAUCAUCUUUGCCAAAGUACCCACCGAGUAAGGAGUUUGAUGCUAAAAUUCGCCAAGAGGAAGCUAGAAGCAAGCAAAUAGCACCAAAUAAAGGACAUGGACAUGAAUCAGUUGGGAGUAGUUUUAGAGACUCUAAAGCUGUGCCAAUACCUAAUGCGAAUGCUGAGUUUCAGGCAACUUUGGCGAGACAGGGACGGUCUUAUUCUAAGCGCGUCACUGAGAAGUACAAUCCCGAGGAUGAUGGCGGUUAUGGCUUCACUCGUGAACCUGUAAAGUCAAGAGUACUCAAUGUAUUAUCUCAUUCUGGCCAGUCAAUGCAUCCAAGUGUUUAUGGAUCACGCAAUAUGAAUUUGGAAGAGGAAGAUGUCCUCAUAUACCCUGAGCAUAGCUAUAUAUCAAGAAAGUCCGAGUUGAGAAAACAAAAUUCCCGUUGGCAAGGUAGCAUUGCAAAAUUGUCAAGAUUUUCUAAUUCAAUUGCACUUCGAGGUGAUUCACUGCUUGAUAUGAGUGGUGACUUAAGUGUGAAUUUGCAGUUGCCAGAAGAUCAAUUUGGCAUGAGAUAUAGCCAUGCGGCUGAUGGUGAGUCCAACCAACCGUUGGAUGGACUUUCAUAG